CUCCCUCCAACCAUUUUUCCAAAUCAAAACCAUUAUCAAAUAAACCCUUUUUUCAUUUUUCAUUUUUCAUUUUUCCAUUAAUGUCCCUCCUUCCCUUAACCUCCCCCUUUACACAACAUAACAACAAUCAAAAUCAUCUUUUUUUCGUUUAUUUUGCUUUUGAUUUCAACAAAGAAACGACAAAAAUAUCUCCUACGUUGUUGUGUUGUUGUGUUGUGUUGCGUCUGUCACCUUCUGUGUUAAUAGCGGGAAAUUAAAGGUCAAGGAAUUUCAGAUUUUUCCUUCAUUUCUUGCCAUCUACCUCCAUUGAAUUGAAUUAUCAACACUCAUUCAACCCUUUGAUUUGGUGUGUCCUUCUUUGAUUAUACUUUUUCCUGUUCACAUAUUCAUUUAGAACGCUUGAAUUUCAAAAUCUUGUGCCAUUUUCUGUUUUGAGUCCCCAUUAAGAUUCUUCACUCUGGGAAUCUGGAGGGGCAAAGCAUUGAAUUUUGAAAGCCAUAUCCAUUUCUUAUGAAUUCUUAUUACGUGGGAAAUAAGUCAAAUAGAAACAUUGCAGCAUUGAUUUCGCCAGUGGGUUUUCCACUGGCAUGAUCGUCUUUGUUCUCAAUAAAGGGUGUCCAAUACAAGUUUUCACGGUUAAUGGCUACUUGACCAUUGGAAUUAGAAGGGUGGGAGCUUCUGGGUUCCCAACAAAAUACGAGUGUACCCAGUUGCUUAACUUUCACAUAAAAAAAAAGGUAGACAUUAAUUGAUUGAUUGAAGCAACACCAACACCAACAACCCUUUUGUAAGAAUAUGGGGUGCAUAUGCUUUAAGUCCUCAAACAAUGACAAAGUUUUUGAAUAUGAGAAAGACAAGGAAAAGGAAUGGAACAAGUAUUCAGUACAAUUGGUUGCUCCUACUUUGUUUGAUGAUGGUAGCAGGAAUGGUUCGGUGCCCCGAAUGACUAAGUCAUCAUCACAAGUGAUUAGAGGGUCUAUCAAAGUGCCAUCAGAAGAUAAAUGCAACCACUUGGAAUUCACAAAAAGCCAGCUCCAGAAGUGCAUCGCAAUGAAUUCUGGUGUAGGUGACAGAAAGCCACUAAUGAAUAGAAUACUAAGUGUGCAACAUUUUGCUGGAGAAUAUGUUGAUGUUGGAUGGCCAAUGUGGUUAUCUUCAGUAGCAGCAGAAGCCAUCAAAGGGUGGGUGCCUCGAAGGGCAGACUCUUUUGAAAAAUUUGACCAAAUCGGACAAGGGGCUUAUAGCAGUGUGCAUAAAGCUCGUGACCUUGAGACUGGUAAAAUUGUGGCCUUGAAGAAGGUUCGCUUUUCAAGUACAGAUCCGGAAAGUGUCCGGUUCAUGGCAAGGGAAAUCUUUAUCUUGCGUCAACUUGACCAUCCUAACGUCAUGAAGCUCGAAGGUAUUGUCACUUCUAGAACAUCCACCAGUUUGUACCUUGUUUUUGAAUACAUGGAGCAUGACCUUGCUGGGCUAGCAACUAUACAUGGUGUGAAGUUCACUGAACCGCAGGUAAAAUGUUAUAUGCAACAACUGUUUCGUGGGCUUGAACACUGCCAUAGUCGGGGUGUGUUGCACCGUGACAUCAAGGGUUCAAAUCUUCUGAUAGACAGGAAUGGAAAUCUUAAGAUUGCGGAUUUUGGUCUUGCAACACUUUAUGAUCCUAAUAAAAAGCAGGCAUUGACUAGUCGUGUUGUGACUCUGUGGUAUAGGGCACCUGAGCUUUUGCUAGGUGCUACGGAGUAUGGAGUUGCAAUUGACUUGUGGAGUGCUGGUUGCAUUCUAGCGGAAUUGCAAGCGGGGAAGCCUAUCAUGCCUGGAAGGACAGAGGUGGAACAAAUGCACAAAAUUUUUAAACUUUGUGGUUCUCCAUCUGAAGACUAUUGGCAGAGAACAAAGUUUCCCCAUGCAACAAGUUUUAAGCCACAACAACCUUACAGCCGCCAAGUUUCCGAAACAUUUAAAAACUUUUCUCCUACAGCAUUGGCUCUUGUUGAUAAGCUCCUUUCAAUAGAACCAGAAGAUAGAGGAUCUGCAACUUCCGCACUUGAGAGUGAGUUCUUCACUACAAACCCAUUACCUUGUGAUCCCUCAAGUUUACCUAAGUUUUCACCAAGCAAGGAGUUUGAUGCCAAGCGUCGAGAGAAGGAAUCUUCAAGGAAAAAAGUGGAAGCUGUUAAAGGACGAGCACCAGCAUCUGUUUAUAGGGGACCAGGAGAAACCAAAGUACUAGAAACACCAGAUUAUAAUGCACAGGGAAAUAUAUCUAUGCGGGGCAAGUCAAAUACAAGAAUGUCCCGUCUUAAAUAUCAAUCCCAGGAGGAUGGUGUGCGUAACGACAUCAGCGAUCCUAACAAAACAAGUCUACACAAUGUCCACACACAUUCUACUUCAAUGAUGACCAACAGUAUAGCAAUGCCAUCCUUGUUAAGUAAGAAACAAGAAUCUUCUAGGCUGAAUCCUGAGUUCUGGACACACAAGUCUAAUAUGAAUCAUGCAGCAGCAGAUUUGUCUGCCGCUUCCAUUAAAAAGGAACAUGGGAUGGGCUAUUUUCCGAAGAAAAGUAGGAUACACUGCUCUGGGCCAUUGGUGCCUCCAGGUGGCAACAUUGAUGACAUGUUGAAAGAGCAUGAGCGAUUAAUGCAAGAUGUUUUCCGAAGUGUGAAAGCGAAUCCGUAAAACCAAAGUAUGAAGAGAAAUUGUUUUGGAAAGGGAGUGAUAUGUAAAAUGGUAACAACCCCACAUAUGUAGCAUGGAUGGUUAAGUAUUAUUCUGAUGACUGGGGUUCUUUGGUGCGGACUUGUUGACAGA
Molecule: messenger RNA, 2808 nt
Organism: Cajanus cajan (pigeon pea)
Lineage: Eukaryota; Viridiplantae; Streptophyta; Magnoliopsida; Fabales; Fabaceae
Product: putative serine/threonine-protein kinase At1g54610
Biological process (GO): positive regulation of transcription elongation by RNA polymerase II; protein phosphorylation
Cellular component (GO): nucleus; cyclin-dependent protein kinase holoenzyme complex
Molecular function (GO): ATP binding; RNA polymerase II CTD heptapeptide repeat kinase activity
Source: RefSeq, a predicted model, not a curated record